Molecule: messenger RNA, 1592 nt
Organism: Arabidopsis thaliana (thale cress)
Lineage: Eukaryota; Viridiplantae; Streptophyta; Magnoliopsida; Brassicales; Brassicaceae
Product: HXXXD-type acyl-transferase family protein
Exons: 4
Coding region: 106-1437 (443 amino acids)
Source: RefSeq, marked reviewed
CUUUAUCAGUCUCCACUUUCCGGUAAACUGAUCAGCAGAUCAGGUCAUGCUAAUCAAGUCGUGUUCUGUCUUUAAAGCCAUUGCCUUUUAGUGAUCGUGGAUCAAAUGAAGAUUCGGGUGAAGCAAGCUACGAUCGUGAAGCCAGCUGAAGAAACACCCACACACAAUCUAUGGCUUUCCAAUUUAGACUUGAUUCAAGUGAGACUUCACAUGGGCACUCUCUACUUCUACAAACCUUGUUCCUCCUCCGAUCGUCCCAACACUCAAUCCCUCAUCGAAGCUCUGAGCAAGGUUCUUGUCUUCUUUUAUCCUGCCGCUGGGAGACUCCAAAAGAAUACGAAUGGGAGGUUAGAGGUUCAAUGUAAUGGAGAAGGAGUUUUGUUUGUAGAGGCUGAAAGUGAUUCUACUGUUCAAGACAUUGGCUUACUCACUCAAAGUUUGGAUCUUUCUCAACUUGUACCUACCGUUGACUAUGCAGGAGAUAUCUCCUCCUAUCCUCUUCUUCUCUUUCAGGUUACUUAUUUCAAAUGUGGAACGAUCUGUGUUGGAAGUUCAAUACACCAUACAUUCGGAGAAGCUACUUCUCUUGGGUAUAUCAUGGAAGCAUGGUCUCUAACUGCUAGGGGACUUUUAGUUAAGCUAACACCGUUCUUAGACCGCACUGUUCUUCAUGCACGUAACCCUCCCUCCUCUGUUUUUCCGCACACUGAGUACCAAUCACCCCCAUUUCACAAUCAUCCGAUGAAAUCCCUGGCUUACAGAUCAAAUCCGGAAUCUGAUUCUGCUAUUGCCACUCUCAAGCUCACACGUCUCCAACUGAAAGCUCUUAAAGCUAGGGCAGAGAUUGCUGAUAGUAAGUUCAGUACAUAUGAAGUUCUGGUGGCGCAUACCUGGCGUUGUGCUUCUUUUGCAAAUGAAGACUUAAGUGAAGAACAUUCGACGAGGUUGCAUAUAAUAAUUGAUGGGAGGCCGAGACUACAACCAAAGCUUCCGCAAGGAUACAUUGGGAACACUCUCUUUCACGCUCGACCGGUAUCACCGUUGGGUGCUUUCCACAGAGAGAGUUUCAGUGAAACAGUGGAGAGAGUUCAUAGAGAAAUAAGGAAAAUGGACAACGAGUACUUGAGAUCAGCGAUUGACUACUUGGAGAGACAUCCUGAUCUCGACCAAUUAGUUCCUGGUGAAGGUAAUACAAUCUUCAGCUGCGCAGCAAACUUCUGCAUCGUCAGUCUAAUCAAACAGACCGCGUACGAAAUGGAUUUCGGAUGGGGAAAAGCUUACUACAAGAGAGCUUCACAUUUAAAUGAAGGGAAGGGAUUUGUAACUGGGAACCCAGACGAAGAAGGGAGCAUGAUGCUAACCAUGUGCUUGAAGAAGACUCAGCUUAGUAAGUUUCGAAAGCUAUUUUAUGAGUUUCUCAAUGUCUCCGCACUGUGAGACAAUCAGAAGCCUUAUUUUUUACUUUUCACAAGUCCCACAUCGUUAACUUAAAAUUGUACUAGCAUUUGGCCCUGCUAUGCAGGGACAACAUUGUUUUAAAUUAUAUCUGCUACAACUCUUAACUAAGAUUUUUAAAAUAAAGCAGAUAGCAU